Molecule: messenger RNA, 585 nt
Organism: Talaromyces atroroseus
Lineage: Eukaryota; Fungi; Ascomycota; Eurotiomycetes; Eurotiales; Trichocomaceae
Exons: 4
Coding region: 1-585 (194 amino acids)
Biological process (GO): vacuolar transport
Cellular component (GO): endosome
Source: RefSeq, a predicted model, not a curated record
AUGUCUCUCCAAAACGUGUGGCACCUCCGCCGUGUCGCUGAUACAGCCUCGAAAGCAUGCACCGUUUGCUACAAGCCAUCAACGAGCGUUUUGAUUACACCUGAUAACAAAUUGCGUCAUUAUCAAUCUACAAACAACACAAAGGACUUCUUUUAUGUAUGUCCGAUUCACCUUAAGGACCGCGGGUUCUGUUCUCCCAUUGUGGACGAAGAGCAAGAUGCCAAAAUGAAAAGAGAUGAGGAAUUGGCGCGGGAAAUUGAGAAUGUGAAGCGCGAGUAUGAGGAGAAGCAGAAGAAGAGGAAAGAGAAGGAGAAGGAGAAGGGAAAAGAAGAGGAGGAUAAAGAAAAAGGAAAGCCCGAAGACAGUGAUAAAAAUGCGGAAAAGGAAAAGACUCAAAAGAUCAAUGAACUUCGCAAAGCAGCAGAGUCAAAACAAGAUGAUGGCUCUCCGCGGAUAUUUGCUUUGCACAAGAAUUUCUAUCAAAUGCGCAUCAAUCGCAUACGAAAUAAUGAAUUAGCGAAGAGAAAUGCCGAACGCCUAAGAGAUCCAACGUCAUUACCAUCUGUUCCAAAGGGGGAUUUAUAA